AUGACAUUUGAUUUUGUCCAUAUGAGGUCCUUGAAUAAUUCCAUAUUGAAGAAAAUGUCUGACAAAUUUGGUGUUGUUGGUAGUAGGAAGUACUUCUUAUUGAUUGGUUUGGCUUUCAAGCCACUGCUUGAUGAUGAAGACAUUAAAAUAAGGGCUUUAUGUUAUAAAUAUGGUUGUAGAGAAAUGACUUUUUAUGUUGAAAAUGAAGGUACAUUCAGUCCUUCUAGUUUGUCCAUGGAUGAGGGAUGGAUUAAUUUUGACUCUGAUUCUGAGAGUGGGCGUGAGUCUGAGAGUGGUUUUGAGAGUGGUUCUGAGGGUGGUUCUGAGAGUGGUUCUGAGAGUGGUUCUGAGAGUGGUGCUGAGAGUGGUGCUGAGAGUGAAAAUGAGAGUGAAAAAAAUGAAAAUGAGAGUGGGAAGGUUAGUGGUUCUGAGAGUGAAAAAAGUAAAAAUGAGAGUGGGAAGGGCAAUGGUUCUGAGAGUGGGAAGGGUGGUGUUUGUGAGAAUGAAAAUAUUGAACAUGAGAGUGGGAAUUUUGUUGGUGAGAAUUUAGAUGUUGAAGAAAAUGAAAAUGAACAGAGUGAACAAGAGAGGCAAGAAGAUGAUGAUGAUUUUCUUGAUAGUGAUUAUGAUUUUAGAAAUAGUAGCAGUGAUGAUGAUGAUGCAUUGCACUAUCAGAUUAAUUGUUAUGAUGGAUCACAGUUCACUGUUGAUUUGGAGAAGAAAAUUUGCAGCUAUAGGGUAUGGGAUUUGGGGGGCAUUCCUUGUAAGCAUGCAUGUAGUGCCAUAAUAGCUCAGAAGCUGGUGCCUGUUGACUUUGUAGAUGGUUGUUCUUCACAAGAGUGUUAUAGGAAUGUGUAUAGGGGGUCAAUACUAGGCACAAAUGGUCCUUUAUUGUGGAGACAGACCCUUUUUGUUCCUCCUUUACCUCCCAACUUUGGGAGAGGUGCUGGCAGGCCUUCAAAGGCAAGAAGAAGAGAUCAAGAAGAGUCUAAAAUGAAAGGGAAAAAGAUGAGAGGGAAACAACCAAUGAAAAUGAAGAGGCAACAGCCAACUGUGAGGUGCAAAAAGUGUGGCAUGGCUGGCCACAAUGCAAGGUCUUGUGAGAAAAGAAAGGAGAAAGAAAUGAACACUCUAAGCCAAAAUCAAAGUCAAGUAACUCAAGAAGUCGACAACUCUCCAUUGAAAAGGGAUUUUAAUACAAUUCUUGAAAGGAAAAGAGCAAGAGCUGCUGCUGACAGAGGUAAAAGGAAAAGGGCAAAGAAGGCCACAGUUGGGACAGAACAAUCCUCACAAAAUCCUACACUUUUGCCACCAGACAUAAGCCAUAAAGAAGAAGAUGAGGAGUUGCAGUCAUUGUGUGAACUCAUUGAUGAGUAUGAAAUCCCUAAAGUUGUCAAUCAACCCGGGCCUACCCCUUACCAACAGCUGCAGAGUUCAAUGCAAUCAAGAGAUGAAAACUAA
This is a messenger RNA of Striga asiatica, 1461 nucleotides long. NCBI's taxonomy places the organism in Eukaryota, Viridiplantae, Streptophyta, Magnoliopsida, Lamiales, Orobanchaceae. The record is from the annotation of a GenBank genome assembly.